CUCGUGAACUGCGUCUCCUUUGCCAUUUACCACUUUUCCCCCAAUUCUCUUCAGGCCAUGGCUGCCAGUGCCUCCACCUCUUCAUCUUCUUCCUUCCAUCCAAGCUGGACCUAUGACGCCUUCUUGAGUUUUAGAGGCGAAGACACGCGCAAGAACUUCACCGACCAUCUCUAUUUUGCUCUAAGAGAUGCUGGAAUCAACACCUUCAGAGAUGACAACGAGCUUCGAAGAGGAGAGGAUAUUACAUCCGAACUGUUGUCGGCAAUACAAAGGUCCAAAAUCUCUAUCAUUGUCUUCUCCAGAAACUACGCGGCCUCUAGGUGGUGCUUGGAGGAACUUGUGAAGAUCAUGGAGUGCCGAAGAACAGUGAGGCAGCUGGUUCUACCUAUCUUCUAUGAUGUUGAACCGUCGGAUGUGCGCAACCAAACGGGUAGUUUUGCUGAAGCAUUUUUGAAACAUGAAGAGCGUUACUUGUUGGACAUAGACAAGGUACUGAGGUGGAGAAGAGCACUGUUUGAGGCUGCUAAUUUGUCUGGGUGGGAUCUAAGAAACACUGUAGACGGGCAUGAAGCCAAAUUUAUUAGGAAAAUUGUUGAAGCGGUUUUAAGGGAAGUCAACAGCACGUACUUAUAUGUCUCACUCUAUCCAAUUGGAAUAGAUUCUCGCGUGCAAGCCAUCACUUCCUUGUUAAGGGUUGGAGCCAAUGAUGUCCGCAUGGUAGGAAUUUGGGGAAUGGGCGGAAUAGGGAAAACAACCAUUUCUAAAGCCAUAUAUAACCAAAUGUUUCAUAGUUUUGAAGGUAAAAGUUUUCUUGCAAAUAUUAGGGAAACUUUUAAGCAACCUGAUGGUCAAGUUCGAUUACAGGAGCAACUUCUUGAUGAUAUAUUGAAGAUAGGCAAGAUAAAGGUGAAUAAUGUUAAUAGAGGAAUUACUAUGAUACAAGAAAGACUUCGUGGUAGAAGAGUACUUGUUAUACUUGAUGAUGUAGAUCAGUUGGAGCAACUCAAUGCCAUAGCAAGAAGUCGUGAUUGGUUCGGGCCUGGAAGUAGAAUUAUUAUCACAACUAGAGACGAGCAAUUGCUAAAGGCACUUGAAGUGGACGGAGUAUAUAUAGCCGAAGAAAUGUGUGAAAAUGAAUCUCUGGAACUCUUUAGUUGGCAUGCCUUUAGGAAUAGUUAUCCCACAGAAGAUUAUAUGGACUUGUCAAGAAGUGUUGUUGCUUAUUCUGGAGGAUUACCACUAGCUCUUGAAGUUUUGGGUUCUUUUCUAUUCUCUAGGAGUAUGCAAGAAUGGAAAAGUACAUUGGAGAAAUUGAAAAGGAUCCCUAAUGAUCAAAUUCAAACAAAACUUAGAAUAAGCUUUGAUGGAUUAAGUGAUAGUACUCAAAAAGAUAUAUUCCUUGAUAUAUCAUGUUUUUUUAUAGGAAUGGACAAAAAUUAUGUUAUACAAAUAUUGGAUGGCUGUAAUUUUUUUGCAGAGAUUGGAAUUAGUGUCCUCAUUCAGCGGUGUCUUCUUUCAAUUGAUGAGAGAAACAAGCUCAUAAUGCAUGAUUUGCUUCGAGACAUGGGAAGAGAAAUUGUUCGUGAAGAAUGCCCCAAAAUACCAGGAAAGCGUAGUAGAUUAUGGUUGGAUGAGGAUGCACUUGAUGUAUUGGCAAAACAUGAGGGACCAGAAGCAGUUGAAGGGCUUACUUUAAAAUUGCCAAGAUUAAGUGAGGUGACUUUCAGUACAAGAACAUUUAUAAAGAUGGAGAGAUUAAGAUUACUCCGCCUUGAUCAUUUACACCUUACCGGAGAUUAUGAACAUCUUUCUAAAGAUUUAAGGUGGCUCCGUUGGCACGGAUUCUCUCUAAAGUUUUUUCCAAACAACUUUUACUCAAGAAACCUAGUUGCAAUUGACUUGCGAUAUAGCAAUCUCACACAAAUUUGGAAAAAUUCCAAGCAAUUGUUCGAGAAGUUGAAAUUCCUAAAUCUUAGUCAUUCACAUUACUUGGCUCAUACCCCUAACUUUGCAAGACUCCCUAAUCUUGAGAAACUAAUACUCAAAGAUUGUAUAAGUUUGUUUGAGGUUCACCAAUCUAUUGGAGAUCUUAAUAAUCUUGUUUUGGUUAAUUUGAAAGAUUGCAAAAGUCUUCAAAGUCUGCCAAAGAGUUUCUAUAGGUUGAAGUCUCUUCAAACUCUCAUUCUUUCUGGUUGUUCUAAAUUUGACAAAUUGGCUGAGGAGUUGGGGAAGAUGGAAUCCUUGACAACUUUUCUUGCAGAUAACACUUCCAUAAGACAAGUGCCAUGUACCAUAGUACAACUAAAGAACCUCAAAUACUUGUCACUGUGUGGGUGUAAAGGAUCAGCAUCUAAGUCACUGUCUUCACUAGUUUUGUCUUGGAUAUUCCCGCAGAAAAGUCCCAAGCCAGUCCAUCUGUUGCCUGCUUCACUACAAGGCUUGAACUCACUAAGAGAGUUAAAUCUUAGUAAUUGCAAUUUAUCAUAUGCUGCAAUUCCUAAAGAUAUUGGGAGUUUAUGUUCCCUUCGAUCUUUAGAUCUACAAAACAAUCAUUUUCAUGGCUUGCCAUCAAGCCUUGGUGGUCUCUCGAAGCUUGAAAUUAUCACUUUGGAUAAUUGCACAAAGCUUCAAUCAAUUCCAGAUUUACCACCAAGUUUGAAUGUGGUGCAUGCGUCAAACUGCAUGGCGUUGGAAAGAUUACCAAAUCUAUCAAAUUUCUUACAUAUGGAAGCUUUGUACCUCACUAAUUGCAAUAAAUUAGCAGAGAUUCCUGGCUUGGAUAAGUUGUUGAAUUCCAUUAGCGAGAUUCAAAUGGAAGGGUGCAGCAAUUUAACAAAUAACUUUAAACAAAGCAUCCUACAGGAAUGGACUUUGAGUGGAUUUGGUAGUGUGUAUGGCAUUUUUCUCCCCGGCAAUGAUAUACCUGAUUGGUUUACGUAUAAGGAUGAGGGAUGCUCUAUAUGUUUUGAAGUGCCUCGCAUCAUUGAUCGUAAUAUGGAAGGGUUCGCUGUAUGCAUUAUUUAUUCAUCAUGUGGCAAUGGAGAGACAUGGUACGCUGGUGAUCUUCCUAUCAUUUCUGUACUCAGUAAAACCAAGAGUACCACUUAUCAAAAUGAAAGGCCAUUUAACAUUACUCUAGAAAUUUCGCAUGAAGAUCACAUUUGGAUAUUCAAUUUUGAUGAAAAUGAUGUCAAUUUGGAGGCCGGUGACGAAGUAGAGGUUAUCGCAGAUUUUGGGCCAGAAAUCGAUGUUAAGAAGAUAGGGGUUUGCCUAGUAUAUGGCAGGGAUAUUGAUGGAAAAAUGAUUCAUUAUACCUCUACAUCGAAUAAGGAUGCCAUUGUUGCAAUUGAAUCUAAAAGAGGCCUUGGUGAUGAUGAAGCAGAUUUGAGCCAUGGUCGUUUUGACGACGAUCGAGCGGCUAAGAGAUUGAGGUGUGAACAUAAUCCUGAUGAUAAAGCAGAAUCAAGUCAUGAAUGGUUGCUUUGACGACGAUCGAGAGCCUAAAAGAUUGAGGUUUGAAGAAGGAUAGCUCAUAUCACAAUAAGCAAGUGCAUUUCAUGAUUCUUUCUCAUUUGGACUCUUUUAAUUUUUUUGCUAAUUAAUUAUUUGAAUUAUGAAUCUGGGUUUCUCGAGAUUUGAUCUGUAUCAAAGAUUUCAGUAUCGAUUCUCAUCUUUCUUUUCAUCUUUUUUACAUUGAUUCUGAAGGUGUUUCAAAGAUUUCUUGAGGCUUCGGUGGAGUACUUUCAAUCUUUGAUUUGUUUUUCUGUCC
Messenger RNA from Corylus avellana, 3769 nucleotides. Lineage: Eukaryota; Viridiplantae; Streptophyta; Magnoliopsida; Fagales; Betulaceae. The record is from RefSeq and is a predicted model, not a curated record.